AUGUCGCUCCCUGCGGAGAUAUGGACCGAGAUCUUCAAACACCUCCGCCGGCCGUCCCCUCUCCCACAUACCACACGGCCAGAGCGAUCAUCGAUACGCCAGACCGACUUGUGCUCAUGUCUGACCGUCAACAAGCAAUUCUACAACAACGCAGCCCCCCUCCUCUAUCGCGGCCACGUCAUCUCGGAUGCCCCAUCUCUGUUGCUCAUGGGGGUAUUUGACGCCCCUGUGCCCGGUACCACGCCAAAGGUCGCAUUGCUUUGUCUCGUCGAGAGGCUAUUCCUCGAGUACCAUGAUCCAAACGGGGAGAAGCCCCCUCGCCGGGACGAGUACACACAGAGAAUUGAGUGGAUGGUGAUACUUGGGCGGAUGACGUUGAAGGAGAUAGCGGCUCUAGCGAAGCAGCGAAGACUAGGGGAUCUCAGCGAGCGAACUGAGGGAUGGACCCAGAGGAUGGAGGAGUAUGGGCAGGCGGAACGGAUCUUCACGAAUCUCCGGACCCUCUCCGUUGGGGCUAUCCUGCCACUCGAGAAGGAAAAGCGGCCUGGAAACCGGUACCUCGACAAGUGGAAGGAUCCCCUCUUCACCGUCGAGGACGGUCUCACGUCCCUGGUCUCGCGCGUCAACUCGAUCGUUCACUACUGCGAGCUCAGCUGCGGUCCACUCGCCCUCGCCGGGAGGAAUCCAUCGGCCGGUACGAAUCGACCGACCCGUAACAUCCACACCCACAGCCCCUAUCCUAUAUCUGUUCUUCCGGCCCCGGGCGGCGGUCCGCGCUACUAUAUGCACUUCCGAGUGGAGGAGCCGGACGGUGAUCGUCAGGAGCGAAUAAUGGGCGGGGUCUCACACGGGGUCUAUCGUGCUAUGCAGCAUCGCGCAAGAGUGGGCGAUGGCAACGUUGGGAGAGUUCGGGAUCUCGGAUGGAGCCUGUACGCCAAUAUGGCGCCGGACGAUCAGCUAGAGCCUCCGGUAUCGGACGAGGAGAAGGAGAAGUGGCGGGCUACGGCGAGAUAUGUGGUUGGCCGAUUGGCGAAUGAGCUGGGAGAUUCACCCGUCAGAAAGGUGUUUCCGGGUGGGCAGGAGGCGUUUCAUCGAUGGGAAAUCAAUCAGAUAUUCGACGCACCCCCUUGCGAAGUUUGUGGAUGGUCAGCAAGUUAA
Molecule: messenger RNA, 1158 nt
Organism: Dioszegia hungarica
Lineage: Eukaryota; Fungi; Basidiomycota; Tremellomycetes; Tremellales; Bulleribasidiaceae
Exons: 2
Coding region: 1-1158 (385 amino acids)
Source: RefSeq, a predicted model, not a curated record